GAUGCGCUCGAGGCCGUCAACGACCUCGGCCAGGUGCUGAAGGCCAAGGGCGACCUCGACGGCGCGGAGGUGCUGCUUCGCAAGGCGCUCGAGGGGAGCCGAGAGACGCUCGGCGAUCGGCACCCGCGCACUCUUGAGUCGAUGCUUACCCUCGGCUCGCUGCUGGAGGAGAAGGGCGACCUGGACGGCGCGGAGGCGCUGCUUCGCGAGGCGUUGGAGGGGCGGCGAGAGACGCUCGGCGACCGGCACCCGAGCACGCUCGCCUCGAUCGGCAGCCUCGGCUCGCUGCUGCAGGACCAGGGCGACAUGGACGGCGCGGAGGCGCUGCUUCGCGAGGCGCUAGAGGGGAACCGAGAGACGCUCGGCGACCGGCACCCAAACACGCUCAUCUUGAUCUUCCGCCUCGGCUCGCUGCUGGAGGAGAAGGGUGACCUGAACGGCGCGGAGGCACUGCUUCGCGAGGCGCUGGAGGCGUGCCGAGAGACGCUCGGCGACCGGCACGAGAACACGCUCGGCUCGAUCAACAACCUGGGCGGGCUGCUGAAGGCCAAGGGCGACCUGGACGGAGCGGAGGCGUUGCUUCGAGAGGAUCUGGAGGGAUGCCGAGAGACGCUCGGAGACAGGCACGAGAGCACGCUCGGCUCGAUCAUGGGCCUCGGCUCGCUGCUAGAGAAGAAGGGCGACCUGGCAGGCGCGGAGGCGCUGUAUCGCGAGGCGUUGGAGGGGCGGCGAGAGACGCUCGGCGACCGGCACCCGGACACGCUCAUCUCGUUCAGCAACCUGGGCUCGCUGCUGCAGGACCAGGGUGGCCUGGACGGCGCGGAGCCGCUGCUUCGCCAGGCGCUGGAGGGGAACCGAGAGACGCUCGGCGACCGGCACCCGGACACGCUCAUCUCGAUCUUCCGCCUCGGCUCGCUGCUGGAGGAGAAGGGCGACCUGAACGGCGCGCAGGCGCUUCUUCGAGAGUCGGUGGAGGCGCAUCGAGAGACGUUUGGUAGCCGGCACGAGGGCACGCUC
Emiliania huxleyi CCMP1516 is the source of this 1017-nucleotide messenger RNA. RefSeq lists its product as hypothetical. Gene Ontology annotation, molecular function: protein binding. Lineage: Eukaryota; Haptophyta; Isochrysidales; Noelaerhabdaceae. The transcript has a single exon. The record is from RefSeq and is a predicted model, not a curated record. The annotation marks the transcript as partial.